AUGCAGCUCAUGCGCAUGCUGGGCGGCAUGCUGCUGGUGGCGACGCUCAUGUGCUCAGGUAAUCUCUGCAUCAGCGCGUCCAAGGAGGACGGCAAAAUUCCAUAUAGUAGCACGACCGUCACACUGCUCAUCGAGGUGCUGAAGCUGGUGGUUAUGCUUACUGCCAUCGUCUUAACGGAGACACCGCCGCCCGCGCGUUUUGCGCCCAUUGAGGCCUUCUAUUACGCCAUCCCCUCCUUCCUUUACACCAUCGACAACAACCUCAAUUACGUUAUCUUGCGCUACAUGGACGCUGCCACGCUUUCCGUGCUGUGGAACCUCAAGAUUGUGGUCACGGCUGUGCUCUUUCGCUUCGUGCUUAAGCACCCGCUGUCAGAGCUACGCAAAACUGCCAUUGUGCUACUAGCUGUGGGCGUACUCACAAGUCAAUCUAACCACGUGCGACAAAUGGAGAGUGCGAUGGCCACCAAGGGCAGCAGCAGCGGAAUGAAAAUGCAGUCAGAGGAAGAUGCGGCCGCAGACAAGAGCGCCAAUGAUCUUGUAAUUGGUAUACUGUUGGUGCUAGUGGCCGUCACAUUGUCGUCGUGUGCUAGUGUGUUCACCGAGUGGGCAUUUAAGCGGAAGUCGAACUGCCCGUUCCUAUGGCAGAACGUGCAGAUGUACGUGUUUGGCAUUCUAUUUAACACUGCUGGAGUUCUGUUAGUGGAGGGUGAAGAGAUUUUCUCCGAGGGAUUCUUUCAUGGCUACAACAAGUGGAUAUUGGCUGUGGUGGUGGUGAAUAGCAUUGGUGGCAUUGGCAUGGGCUUUAUCCUAAAAUACCUGGACAAUAUCGCCUGCGUGUACUCCCACUCUAUGGCGAUGAUGCUCACGAUGCUCUUCUCGAUGCUUUUCUUCUCCUUCCAACCGUCGCUGGAGUUUGGAUGUGGCCUCACGGUACUUGUCAUCUCCAUGUACAUCUAUCACCACCCCCUGGCACAUGCUGAUGUGAUGCCUUCUACGGACGAUACCAAGCACCCGGUUGGAGAAGUUGAGACAGCAAGAGCAAGAUGA
Molecule: messenger RNA, 1050 nt
Organism: Phytophthora infestans T30-4
Lineage: Eukaryota; Oomycota; Peronosporomycetes; Peronosporales; Peronosporaceae
Product: UDP-sugar transporter, putative
Exons: 2
Coding region: 1-1050 (349 amino acids)
Biological process (GO): pyrimidine nucleotide-sugar transmembrane transport
Cellular component (GO): Golgi membrane
Molecular function (GO): pyrimidine nucleotide-sugar transmembrane transporter activity
Source: RefSeq, a predicted model, not a curated record